This is a messenger RNA of Cooperia oncophora, 693 nucleotides long. NCBI's taxonomy places the organism in Eukaryota, Metazoa, Nematoda, Chromadorea, Rhabditida, Trichostrongylidae. The record is from the annotation of a GenBank genome assembly.
AUGAUCAUGGACUUGACGAGGAGUUACUGCGUAAUAGGCCUAACCUCCAAAAAACGAGAACUCAAACGAAUUCCACGAUUGUCCAGCCUGACGGAUGAAUUGAGACUAUAUAUUGUAACUGCAACUGAAUUGCUUCUGGUACACUACUUCCUACCAUAUCUCCCUGCAAUCACUAUGAAGCACACAGGCUCCGAGCUAGUCCGGAAAGUGAUCCACGUCUCCCGAUCGACGCAGUCAUCGCAAACCUCCAUUCAUGCCAUGGUCAAUAUUGAUUUCGAAAAGUGGAAAAAUCAUCAACGUGAUCAGCUUGUCAGGCCAGUUUUCCGAGAUAAAUCGCCUCCUGGAUAUGAUAAUAUGAUUAGUCAGACACACGAAAUUUUCUCGAAUUCUAUAUUCUACUCUGCUGAAGAUUAUGUUAUGCUGAGCUCGGGUGAAUUCGGUCAUGAGAAGUCUGGAGAGAGUUGGUUCAAUCACCUUGCCGGAGUGGAGGGAUUGAGGCAGAAGGGUUGGACGAUAGUAACAAGUACAGCACUCAAUUACUGUGCCGAGCAAAUGGAUCAAAAGCAGAGAUUCUCGGUUCAGGCGACAAUCCCCGACAUGUUUGUUCGUGCACGUGCGAAGAAGCAAAGGAAAGGCUUGGAACUUUUUGGAACUACAUGUGGGGCUUUCCGAAAAUCUCGGACUUCCGAUUAA